AUGUCUCCAUCAUCCCCAAAGUAUUCGCCGACAUCACCAUUGGCUUCUCCUUCGUCGCCGAAAUACUCGCCUACCUCUCCAGCCUACUCUCCAGCGUCACCAGCGUACUCCCCCGCCUCGCCCGCGUACAGCCCUACUUCUCCUUCGUGGUCGCCUUCCAGUCCGGCUCACAACCAGAAUGGAACAAAUCGCAGCCACUCUUAUCAGUCAUCUCCGUCUUGGGAUUAA
Molecule: messenger RNA, 228 nt
Organism: Marasmius oreades (fairy-ring Marasmius)
Lineage: Eukaryota; Fungi; Basidiomycota; Agaricomycetes; Agaricales; Marasmiaceae
Exons: 3
Coding region: 1-228 (75 amino acids)
Biological process (GO): transcription by RNA polymerase II
Molecular function (GO): DNA binding
Source: RefSeq, a predicted model, not a curated record